AUGACCUCGAAAUCGAUUAUCGGAAGUCCUCGUUCAAGCUUCACAAGUAAUGGCUAUACUUCAAAAAGACCUGCCAUCUUGGGUCUUGCAAAGAUUCUAUUCUUGAGCAUCUGCCAAAUCACUUCAGUAUCUGCCGCUCCCAUUACAACCUUUCUCGGAAUUGCCAGCAAAGAGGACACGCCAAAAGAUGCAGAAGAUGCGAGUUUAUGGUUAUAUCUAUCCGUUGCGGCGGUCUUGGUCUUGCUCGGUGGUGCUUUCGCCGGUUUGACGAUUGCGUUAAUGGGACAAGAUGGUGUUUAUUUACAAGUUAUCGCGACUUCCGGAGAAGGAAAAGAACAGAGACAUGCACAAAAGGUAUAUCAAUUGUUACAAAAGGGUAAACAUUGGGUACUUGUGACCUUGCUACUCAGCAAUGUCAUCGUUAACGAAACUCUUCCUAUUGUACUUGAUCGAUCGCUUGGCGGAGGAUGGCCUGCGGUCCUUGGUAGUACAGUUCUGAUCGUUAUUUUCGGAGAAGUUAUCCCUCAAUCGAUCUGUGUGCGAUAUGGUCUUUCCAUCGGAGCAUUCAUGGCACCGCCCGUCCUUGGUCUUAUGUGGCUCUUAGCGCCUGUAGCAUGGCCGACAGCCAAACUUCUCGACAAAUUACUUGGGGAGGAUCAUGGAACCGUAUACAAGAAAUCCGGUCUCAAGACUCUCGUCACUCUACACAAAACAUUGGGAACAAGUCCUAGUGAUCGAUUAAACCAAGAUGAAGUUACAAUUAUCAGUGCAGUAUUAGAUUUGAAGGAGAAGGCAGUCGGAGAUAUCAUGACACCAAUGGAUGAUGUCUUCACCAUGAGUGCAGAUACCAUACUUGACGAAGAUACCAUGAACGUCAUUCUAAGUGCUGGUUAUUCACGUAUUCCUAUCUAUGAGCCUGGAAAUGAGAAGAACUUUGUUGGUAUGCUUCUGGUCAAGAUUCUGAUCACUUACGACCCGGAAGAUUGCAAACAUGUUAGUGACUUUGCUUUGGCUACCUUGCCGGAGACUCGACCUGAAACUAGUUGCUUGGAUAUCGUAAACUUCUUCCAAGAGGGAAAAUCCCACAUGGUACUUGUUUCGGAAUAUCCUGGUGAGAACUUUGGUGCUACAGGUGUAGUUACACUGGAAGACGUUAUUGAAGAGCUCAUUGGAGAGGAAAUUAUUGAUGAGUCGGAUGUUUACAUCGAUGUCCACAAAGCAAUUAGACGAAUGGCCCCGGCCCCCAAAUCUUCAAGAGUUAAGCCAAAUCAAGUCGUUGAACCACCGGCCAAUGGUUCCAUCCACGCCGCCGAGGACAGUCUUAUUGAUCUAUCUGAAGAACGUCCGGGUAGUUUGCAAGCUGGCAGGAGACGUAAUCAAACCGAGGUUAGAAGCGUCAGCCCCGCCAAUCAUUUCAGUACCAGUCCCAAGACGACUUUCAUGCGUAGGGUUUCAACAAGUGAUCACGAUAGAAAUGUUGUUGCCGUCAGAGGUAACAUGAAUGAUAUGCGCGAACACUUGAAACAUCUAGGUCCAUCGAAUCUUGCCAGUCGACCCAAAAUGACCAAGUACCAAUCCGUCAAAAUCAAGCCCGGAAAUGUCCUUGGUAGCAACAGGACUGAUUCAAGAGCCGACUCAAUUCCUCAUCGUGGAUCCAUCGUUGAGGAGCCUGGAUUCGAGCCAUACAUGGAUAAUUCAGGAUUCCAAGGUGGCGAAGGAGAAGGUUUACUUCGAUCAGCCGGAAAAGACGCAAAAGAUGGAGUUCAAGCUUUGCAACAAGGUUACGGCACGGUCGACAAUCGCGUUCCUUCAAGCAAGUUCGCCGAAUCGGAAACAGAAGCCAACACACCUCAAUAUGAUGGUCCAACCAGUCCACCAGCACAACCACUAUCACCUAGUAAUAACUUUUCAAUCACCAACUUCUUUAACAAGAAUAAAAGUACAGAUACAAUAGGUUCCCUCCCCUCUCCCAAGAGCGGCACUAGUCCUCCAACUCAAAAACUCAAAAAGAAGAGUACGGCUAGAAGUGGGAGUAUUACAGAGAACUUGGUAGAAGCGGGUGGCAUUAGAAAGAUGGUAUUAGAGACGAAUGCUAGUAGUGGAGAGGAUGACAAGGAUGGAAGAAUACUACAUUCGAGUAGCACUGGUAGUGGAAACAAGAGUGGAAAUACAGGCGAGAAUAAGUUUAUGCAAUUCUUAAGUAAUGCAGGAUCGACUGAUAGAUUGGCGGAUGGAAAACGCAAGAUUCAAAAGUCGAGUCAGACGGAUAACACGGCUGAAGAUGGUGCCAGCGGUUCAGGUGCUGGUGGUUCGAAAAAUAAAAAGAAGAGUAAGAAGAAGAGUAAGAAGAAGAAUGGUGGAAAGUAA
Molecule: messenger RNA, 2367 nt
Organism: Sclerotinia borealis F-4128
Lineage: Eukaryota; Fungi; Ascomycota; Leotiomycetes; Helotiales; Sclerotiniaceae
Source: the annotation of a GenBank genome assembly